Molecule: messenger RNA, 936 nt
Organism: Aspergillus steynii IBT 23096
Lineage: Eukaryota; Fungi; Ascomycota; Eurotiomycetes; Eurotiales; Aspergillaceae
Exons: 1
Coding region: 328-852 (174 amino acids)
Source: RefSeq, a predicted model, not a curated record
ACCAGGCAGAAAAAGUGAGGCCGAAAAUCGCAGGAAAAAUUUUCAGGUCACGCCGCGGACGGAAUUAUUAGGGGAAGGAAGCUACCUAGCUAGCGACAAGAAUUACGCAAAUGUUGGCUGCCGCGAAGCGCCUCUCCCCCUUUUUUUUGUCUGGGUGCCUGCGCGCGCGCCUCCCUGCAGGAUUUUCUCUGAUGUAUCCAAAAAGAUAUAUAACCCGGACAACCGCCCUCGGAAGGGGGUGAACAUGUCCAUCUGACCCUCUGACCAACCCUUCCUAGGCUCCGGAGCUUUCAGCGAGCCAGGGAGAAAGUUCGGGAGAGAAAGUGGAUGAUUGGGGAGGUGUUGUGGGUGGUCAGCAUUCCUGACGGAUUCCGAGACGUUCCAAAUAGGGAAGAGUCGGUGAGGUCGGAGGGUUUUUUUUUUUUUUUUUUUUUUGUCUGGUUUUCAUUUCCAUCCAGGUUUGCUGCGUCUUUCCCGAGGGAAGAUACGUCCACGAAAUUAUUUUUUCCAUCCAGCCGAAAAGAGACCAAUAUCCACCAGCUCCAUCGGGGCGACGCCCAAACAGAAUUGCGAUUUUGGCUGGGAAGUCCGGGUGCAGUGGAGCCGCAUACCCGAUUCGGCCCGGUGGGUUUGAGUCCGAGAAGAAAUCCAGAAAUUAGCAUGCGCCUGGACUGCGUUGAUUGGUUUCCGGCACAGCGCCAUGUGGGUCCGUACCACUUUAUCGGACCCAGUUGGGAACCUUGGGACCCACCGGAAAAUUCUCUUUUUCUUUCUGACUGCGUUGAGCUCACCUCGCAUACCUGGGAAAAUUGUUUCCCUCCCUUCUUGUUGGUUCAUUGUUGGGAACGGUGAAAGGGAGGCUGGUCAAUUGAUUGUAGAGAAGGAGGGAAGGGGAAAAAGAAUGUAGGAGCAAGAUUGUAGAAGCUUCAAUUGCCA